AUGUCUCGAAUGAUCGAGGAUAUGCCAAAACACUGGAGAUUGGUUGGUAGAGUUCGUGGUAUUGAUCUCUCUAGAGAGAAGGUUCAGUUCAUCUUCCAGCGUGAGGAAGAUCUACAAACGGUCUUGAAUGAUCGACCAUGGUCUUUCAACUUCUGGACCAUGCUCCUCGAACGAUGGACAGAAUCUCCUCCGAAUGACUUUCUCACGAAGUUUGAAGUUUGGAUACGCAUCAGGACCAUGCCAUGCAAUUACUACCCCAUUGAUACCAUGUUUGAGAUGGCCAAGGCUAUUGGAGAGGUAAAGGUGGUAGCUUAUGAUCCUAAGGUGUCUCAGAAGGCUGAUUUUAUCCGUGCUCAAGUGGUUUUUGACAUAUCUAAACCUGCUAGAGAAGAGAAGAUCUUUAACCUCUCAGCUGGCAAAAGUGUUGCAAUCUCUUAUGAGUAUGAAAAAAUCAGGAAAAAGUGUUUUCAUUGCUUUAAACUCACGCAUGAGAAAGUGCAAUGCCCUUGGCUGAAAAACAAGCACCAUAACCAUUGCAUUCCGGUGAAGGGGUCAUCUUCUCAGACUCCACCAAUGGAUCUCACAAAAGGAAAAAGCAAAGAAGGCGAGACUUUCAUACCAAGGCUCUUGGAAGGUCCCCCAGGCUUUCCAUCUCUAUUCCCGGAGCUGUCUAAAGAGGAUCAGCAAAGUUCCAUGUUGUACAUCUCUCAUGCUGACCCUACAGAGCGCUUGGCGAGAAUUGAAAGAGUUAAACAAAGUAUUAAAGAUACAAAGGACCAAAGAGAUCAUCAACGCCCCCAUCAUCACUACUGA
Molecule: messenger RNA, 813 nt
Organism: Brassica oleracea var. oleracea
Lineage: Eukaryota; Viridiplantae; Streptophyta; Magnoliopsida; Brassicales; Brassicaceae
Exons: 1
Coding region: 1-813 (270 amino acids)
Source: RefSeq, a predicted model, not a curated record